AGAGAGUUUCCGGUUUGGUCUCGGCUCCCGCCCCGCGCCGCCAUGAUGAAGUCCUGAACAAAAACCAUCAGACUCGAGCAAAAUGGGGGUAACACGGACUGAAAAUGAAAAAUGCCGACAGUGAUUCAGUAAUGACAAUGUAAAGUGGAACUCGGGGCAGAUGCACAAACGUGGAUGAACGCACACUCCAUCAGCGGCGUCUCUGCUCCAUCUCGGCGUUGCGUUAUUUGGUUAGCGUUUUGGCUAACCGUGGCUUCAGCUGCCUGUGAUUUCUCUGGAAGAGCGCUGCUGCUCUCAAAGACAGCUAAGCGGCUACAGCAGCUAGCAGGCGUCUGUCAGAUAGCUGUCAUUUCAACUGAUUGGCACAUUACCCAUGUCGAGUCCUGCAGACGCGCUGGUUGUGCAUUUGAGUGUGGGCACAAAGAUGGAGAGGGAUUCGAGUGAAAACAUCGACAGUCAUAAUGUGGUUUAAUCUUGUUGAAUAGACCCCACCAGCGCCGAGGAGAGGGGAGUGAGACCAAUAUUUUCCUACCAGGCCAGUCAGCUAGCCCAGUGCUAGCUACCGUGGAUCCCAAAAGCCACGGCGCUGGCCAUGCCGUCGAGUGUGCGGGCCGGGAGCCUGAAGGACCCGGAGGUGGCUGAGCUGUUCUGCAGGGAAGACCCUGAGAAGCUCUUCACAGACCUGAGGGAAAUCGGCCAUGGGAGCUUCGGAGCAGUCUACUUUGCCCAUGACAUCCGAACCAAUGAGGUGGUGGCUAUCAAGAAGAUGUCCUACAGUGGCAAGCAGUCCAAUGAGAAAUGGCAAGACAUCAUCAAAGAAGUGAAGUUCCUCCAGAAGCUUCGACACCCCAACACUGUGGAGUAUCGAGGCUGCUACCUAAAAGAGCACACAGCAUGGCUGGUGAUGGAGUACUGCCUGGGCUCAGCAUCUGACCUUUUAGAAGUUCACAAGAAACCCCUUCAGGAAGUGGAAAUUGCUGCCAUCAUCCAUGGUGCACUGCAGGGCCUGGUGUAUCUUCACUCUCACAACAUGAUUCACAGGGAUGUGAAAGCAGGAAACAUCUUGCUAACAGAACCAGGCCAAGUUAAACUUGGAGACUUUGGAUCUGCUUCCAUUGUUGCCCCUGCCAAUUCCUUUGUGGGGACACCUUACUGGAUGGCUCCGGAGGUAAUCCUGGCCAUGGAUGAGGGUCAGUACGAUGGAAAGGUGGAUGUGUGGUCACUUGGCAUUACCUGCAUAGAGCUGGCCGAAAGGAAGCCUCCUCUGUUCAAUAUGAAUGCCAUGAGUGCCUUAUACCACAUCGCCCAGAAUGAGAGCCCUGUAUUGCAGUCAAAUCACUGGUCAGACUACUUUCGCAAUUUUGUGGAUUCCUGUUUGCAGAAACUUGUCCCAGACAGACCUACCUCUGAUGUGCUGCUCAAGCACCACUUCCUAUGCAGAGAGCGCCCUAUGACAGUUGUGAUGGAUCUAAUUGCACGAACAAAGGAUGCUGUUCGAGAGUUGGACAACCUUCAGUAUCGCAAGAUGAAGAAAAUCCUUUUCCAUGAGGCACACAAUGGACCAGCCCCUGAAGGAGGUGAUGAUGAGGAGGAUGUAGAGCAGUACAUGCUACGUACUGGUACAGUAAAUAGUAUGGAGAGCUCUCAUUCUCUGCCGUCCAUGUCGAUCAGUGCCAGCUCCCAAAGCAGCUCCGUCAACAGCCUGGCAGACGGCUCUGACGACAGCGGCGAGAUGGCCAUGAUGCAAGAGGGAGAGCACACGGUCACCUCCAACAGCUCUGUUUUGCACAAGCCUCUGAGCCAUGACAACAUUUAUGAUGACCCUUAUCAGCCUGAAGUUGACCCCCAGCGAGAGGCUGCAGGAAGUGGGGGAGGUGGAGGAGGUGGGAGACGUCGGCGCAGAGACCAUUUUGCCACAAUUAGAACAGCUUCACUGGUCACACGUCAGAUUCAGGAACAUGAGCAGGGAUCAGCUCUCAGAGAACAGAUGUCUGGGUAUAAACGUAUGAGGCGCCAGCACCAGAAGCAGUUGAUGGGCCUUGAGAACAAGCUGAAGGCUGAAAUGGAUGAGCACCAACUGAGACUUGACAAAGAGCUGGAGAAUCAGAGGAACAACUUCUCUAUGGAAGGGGAGAAACUUUCCAAGAAGCACCAGGCCAUUUUAGAAAAGGAGACAAAAGCAGUUCUGACCGAGGAGAAGAAGUUUCAGCAGCACAUACUGGCACAGCAGAAGAAGGAGCUGACAAGUCUUCUAGAGUCCCAGAAGAGACAGUAUCGCCAGCGCAAAGAGCAACUUAAAGAGGAACUGAACGAGAACCAGUCAACGCCAAAGCGUGAAAAACAGGAAUGGCUGGUGCAUCAGAAGGAGUGUUUACAGCAGCUCCAGGCUGAAGAAGAGGCAGGGCUGCUCCGGAGGCAGAGGCAGUAUUAUGAACUUCAGUCUCGCCAGUACAAGAGGAAGAUGUUGUUGGCUCGACACAACCUUGAGCAGGAUCUGCUUCGAGAGGAACUCAACAAGAAGCAGACGCUGAAGGACUUGGAGUGUGCCAUGCUGCUGCGGCAUCAUGAGUCUACCCAGGAGCUGGAAUUCCGUCAGCUCAGUUUGGUGCAGCGCACACGAGCUGACCUGAUCCGCACACAGCACCAGACUGAGCUCACCAACCAGAUGGAAUAUAACAAGAGGCGUGAACAGGAGCUACGCCAAAAACACGCCAUGGAAGUCCGCCAACAGCCCAAGAGCCUGAAAGUGAGUGAGAGCCCAGUGUCUGCUGAUGACGAAGAAGGUCAGACAAGUCAGAGGUUGACUGAGGUUUGGUCCGAGGAGCAGGAGAGGGAAGAACUAGAGAGGUUUGCAUUGAAUGAUGGUGAAGAGUUUGAUGGAGAGUCAGAAGACUACAGAGAGGUGGCAGUUAAGGCAGAGGAAGCGAGUGGCUCUGUUGUUGGCAACCUAAAUGAAGUAGAUGACAUUAAGCUAAAGCGAAAUGACGUUGAGAAUGAAAGAGAACAGUGGGAAGUUGAUGGUGAAGGGACAGAUUUGAAGGAAGUAGAGUGUGUUCAGUGGAGUGGUUCUUCUAAAUCAGAACAGUUGGACUCAGAGGAAGAGGAGGGUAGAGGUGUGGCUGAUGGGUGUCCGUCAGAGCUGUUCUCAUCUUUAGCUCUAGAACUGCGGCGACAUCGUGAGCGAGAUGAUCUCUCAGAGUUUUAUUUUCCCGACAGCACCGACGAGCUGGAGCCUAUCCCCGUGUUACCUCCUGCACCUCCCCAACCUCCUGAAACCUCUCUGCCCUCCCUCCUGUCUCAUUGUUUGUGCCUCCUGCUGUCCCUGUCGGCUGCAGCACAUCCCUCAAAUCUCACUCUGCUGCUGCUGUCUGUCUUCCUCCUGUCUCUGAGGCGUUCCCCUCCUCUGCCCUCUCUCUCCUCUCUGCUGCUGUCAGCCGAACUGGCAGUGCUCGCGCUCCUGUUCUCCUACCUGUUCCUCCGCUCGUGCUGUGCCCUGUCUCUUUCCACUUUUCUAUGGCUCAGUCUGUGGGCCAGUGGCCUCUUCAGUCUGGGCCUCUCCUUUAGUUUGGGCAUUUAUUAUGUUCCUAUGAUUCUAAUAUCUGCAUCCUUCCUCAGUUCACCCUCCCUCUUCCUAUCACUGUAUUUAGUGGUGGUCCUGAUUAUCAAGCCAGCACGAGACUUUCUCCAAAAUGCACCUCGCAAAGUGAACCGCCUCUGCAUGCGUGUGCUCUUCCGAUUACCGCAGCCACUCUUUACUGUUAGUCAGCUGUUUUUGGGAGGAAUGGCAGAACGGAAUCUUUAUGAGAUGUUUCCCAAAGCAGGUAGAAACUGGGGCGCACGUCAGUCUAAAAUCCCUGUAUCUGUCAAAAGUGUACCUGUGGACUAUCGGGCUCACUGCAAUAACAACUCUCCCUUGGCCAAAUGCCUCCUUUGGAUAAAACGUUUCAUUAGACGCCCCAUUGGUGUACUAGCAGACCUGGCCAACUCUGCAGUGGUAGGACUAGUGCUAAGGCUGGUAAAAAAGCUCCCCCCUAGCUGUCAAAUAAAACUCCAAAAUCUAGGCCUCUUAAAGAAGGAGUCUCCAAGCCGAUUGCCGCGCUUGUUGCCGCGUGAGGCGAGGGAGCGAAUGCAAAGGGAGAGGCAAAGAAGGGAAAGGGAGCGUAAGAGAAGGGAGGAAAGAGAACGCCUGUUUGGAGAUUACACUCGAUGGGAGAGUGGUUUAAGGCGAACUUCCUCUGGGAGGUUUGUACGGGGUAAAGUCCGACCAUGGAGGUAGUCAAACAGGAGACCAUCAUGAGGGUUGUUUUAGUGAAUAUUGUGCUAAAAACAUGUGUGAGCCCAUGUUUUCUUGUCAUUUUUCUGUUGGUGUCAUUGGGCCAAUAUGUGUUGUUUAUAUGAUGUCCAACAGUUUUCAACACUUGAACACAUUUGAUCCAACACACCUUUGUGGGUGAACAUCAGCCAAAUUAUUUCAGCUUUGGAAAACUAGUUUCCACAUACAAAUGGAUGUUAACAAGCUGUGCAGUUGAAAACCUGUUAACUCGGCUACUGUACAACUUGCUAUGAAGUUUUAUUGUUACAUUAUUGUGCUUUUUGUAAAAGUUCCAUAUUUUUUAUUUUGCUUUUAAUUUGUCAGACAAAGAUUUUUAUGGUUAUUUUGACCAUUUUGUGCAAUUUUAUUUUAUUACUUUUUUAAAUUUACUUAUUUUAUUUCUAUGUGCACAGUUGUUUAAGUGCUUAGAUCAAAUGUAGUGUUUAAUGGCUCCUUGGCUACAUUUUCACUUUCCAAUGCUGUGAAGCUUAUGACAAAUCAUUUCCCUCACUCCUGAACACUAGAAUUAGUACAAUGCAAUAACCCUUUAAACUAAUGGGUAUUGCUGAUAAACCUAAGAUUUGUAUACUUAACAAAAUGAGCCAUUGAAAAAGUUUUGUGAGAUAUUGUAAAGAGAUGAUAUGGUAAUAUCAUCAGCUGCCAUUAUUGUUGUUCUUAUUGCACUUUAUACAAGGAUCUUUAAAGAUAUGAUUGAAAUUAUGGCCUAAUAUCAUACAUUUGCACAACUCUUGUUUGAGUGAUCAUUCCCUAAUUCAUGGGAACAAUAGAAAUAGAUAAAGUUAAAUAUGUACAUGAUUAUUUCAGUGUUGCCUAAAUUAUACUGAAGGAAGCCAUAUAGACGAUCUCAUGUGACCACUAUCUAUAUUGAGUCCAAAGAUUGAUCGAACUACUGAAUGUGAAAGUUGACAUUGAGCAGCUACCUGUUAGAAACAAAUGCACAGUUGCAAGAGCAGUUUUGAAGAAACAUUUCCAAAACCCAUAUGUAUCAUUUCAAUAACCUGAUCAUUCCAGGUUUACGGGAACAUGUUUCAGUUUGGCUUUACAUUUCAUUUAUUUGUGAGCAGGUUAAUUUUUAGCCGUUCACAAAAAUCUCAGUCAGAGGUAGUAGGCCUUAUCAUGUUGGACUCAUAUUUAAGGAUUUAAGCUUUAAACAAUUUGUUUUCUUUUUAAGUUUUGUUUGAAUGUAUCACCCUUGCUUUGUGUUUCCCUCCUCUGUGUACGUUUACAUGUUUGUAUUCUGUUCUGUGACACCAUUUGAGUGUUGGUGUGUCAAGUUCCCACCUUAACUUUUUAUGCAUAUAAUUUAUGCAAUAUUCACACCAUUCAGCUAUUUUGUACUCUAAUUUACAAAUUAGCGGUAGGCGUAGUGUUUGGCUAUGUGUGCCUAUGGAAUUUUAGAGAUAAAAUGUUAUAUUUAAUCUUUACAAACAAAAAAUAAAUUUUGUGUUAAAAUCA
Molecule: messenger RNA, 5788 nt
Organism: Periophthalmus magnuspinnatus
Lineage: Eukaryota; Metazoa; Chordata; Actinopteri; Gobiiformes; Gobiidae
Gene: taok2b
Product: TAO kinase 2b
Exons: 17
Coding region: 593-4276 (1227 amino acids)
Biological process (GO): protein phosphorylation
Molecular function (GO): ATP binding; protein kinase activity
Source: RefSeq, a predicted model, not a curated record